AUUUGUUUUUUUGAAGGCAGUAUGAAUUGUUACUACUAUUCAAUAACUAGGUCGAAACUCGUUCCGAUCUUUCUAGAAGCGCUUUCAACCCCAGCAAGAGGAGGUCUCAUUCUCGUCGUCUCUCCAACUCUUUCUCACUUACUACAACCACAGUCUUCGUUUUCAUCUUCCCCAAUUAUUUCCUGUUUCCUUAACCCAAUUUUGCAUCUCAUCAUUCCCCAAAUCACAAAACCCUAAUUAAUUAUCAAUGGCCGACGAAGCCAAGGCAAAAGGAAACGCCGCCUUCUCCGCCGGCAACUUCACCGACGCCGUCCGCCACUUCACCGAUGCAAUCAACCUAGCCCCCACCAACCACGUCCUUUAUUCAAACCGAUCCGCCGCCUAUGCUUCCCUCAACCAAUUCUCUGAAGCUCUUUCCGACGCAGAGAAGACCGUCGAGCUCAAGGCCGACUGGGGCAAAGGCUACUCGCGGCUGGGCGCGGCGCAUAUUGGCCUCCAAAGCUACAACGACGCCGUUUCCGCCUACAGAAAGGGUCUCGAGAUCGACCCCAACAAUGAGGCCCUCAAGUCGGGCCUUGCCGACGCCGAGGCGGCUCUCGCCAGGAGUUCCAGGGCGCGGCCAGGCCCUGGUCUGAGCCCCUUUGGAGAAGCUUUUGGGCCGGAAAUGUGGGUUAAGCUGUCUAGUGAUCCUACUACCAGGGAGUUUCUUCAGCAGCCCGAUUUUGUGAAGAUGAUGCAGGAUAUCCAGAAGAAUCCGAACAAUUUGAACUUGUAUUUGAAGGAUCAUAGGGUUAUGCAGGCAUUGGGGGCUUUGAUGAACUUCAAGUUCCAGUCGAGAGGGCCGGAGGAGGGUGCGGAAGCGGCGUCCGCGUCGGGUGAUGGGUCGCCAGAGAGGAAGUCGAAUUCAGAAGCGGCGGAAGCCGAGCCUGUGAAGGAGGAUAGAAGGCAGGAAAAGGAGGUGGAGGCAGCGACGAUUGCCGAAGAGGAGAAGGAGAAGAAGGGAAUGAAAGAGCAGGCUCAGAAAGAGAAGGAAGCUGGAAAUGCUGCAUAUAAGAAGAAGGAUUUUGAGACGGCGAUUCAGCAUUACACUAAGGCCAUUGAGCUCGAUGACGCCGACAUAUCUUUCCUCACUAAUCGUGCUGCUGUUUACCUGGAAAUGGGCAAGUUUGAGGACUGCAUUAAGGACUGUGAGAAAGCUGUUGAAAGGGGUAGGGAACUGAGAUCAGAUUACAAGAUGUUAGCUAGGGCCUUGACAAGAAAGGGUACUGCCUUGGCAAAGAUGGCCAAGUGUUCGAAGGAUUAUGACCCUGCCAUUGAAACUUUCCAGAAAGCCCUAACUGAGCAUCGCAACCCAGACACACUGAAGAAGCUCAAUGAUGCUGAGAAAGCAAAGAAAGAGCUAGAGCAGCAGGAGUACUUCGAUCCUAAAAUAGCUGAUGAUGAGCGUGAGAAAGGAAACCAGUACUUCAAAGAGCAGAAAUACCCAGAAGCUAUCAAGCACUAUUCUGAAGCCAUAAAGAGAAACCCUAAUGAUCCAAAGGCAUACAGCAAUAGAGCUGCUUGUUACACAAAACUUGGUGCAAUGCCUGAGGGGCUCAAAGAUGCUGAAAAAUGCAUUGAACUUGAUCCAACAUUCUCGAAAGGUUAUACCAGGAAGGGUGCAGUCCAAUUUUUCAUGAAAGAGUAUGAGAAGGCACUGGAAACAUACCAGGAGGGGUUGAAGCAUGAUCCUCAGAACCAGGAAUUGCUAGAUGGUAUAAGGAGAUGUGUGGAGCAGGUAAACAAGGCUAGCCGUGGAGAUUUAACCCCUGACGAAUUGAAAGAUAGACAGGCUAGGGGAAUGCAGGAUCCAGAAAUCCAAAACAUCCUAACAGAUCCAGUAAUGAGACAGGUGUUGUCGGACUUCCAGGAGAACCCAAGCGCUGCACAAAAACACAUGAAGAACCCUGGUGUGAUGGACAAAAUACAGAAACUUAUCAACGCGGGAAUUGUUCAAGUAAAAUAAACCAAGCACUAAAAGACAGAGCAUCUACAGGUCUUUUGUGCAAAGAAAUCAAUUGCUGAUAAGAACAGUAUCUUUUUGACAUUCUCCGACUCCGAGGUACGCUUGUGAUGGUGAUGAUGAAAAUUUAUUUCCGGCUCUCAAGUGAUCAGCAUUGCUUCUUUGAUUGUAUUCUAGUGCUAAAUUUGUUUUGCGCCUACAAAACCAUUUGGAGCAUCAACUCUUGGCUGUUUCUGGCGGCUCAAUCCUUUUUUUGUCAAUCUGGUUUGUAGGUGCUUGAUUUUCGUUUUUUACUUAUAGGGUACACAGUGUUGCUUACUGUUAUUCGGUUGCUACAUAACUGUAAACAAUUGGGAUCCCCAGCAAACAAUCAUGUGAUACUUACUCUUUGUGAUAUGUGAUGUUCAUGCCUCCCUUGAUGGGAAAGCAUGUGCCGUUUUGAUUUUGA
This is a messenger RNA of Salvia miltiorrhiza (redroot sage), 2450 nucleotides long. Its product is annotated as hsp70-Hsp90 organizing protein 1-like. Gene Ontology annotation, molecular function: Hsp90 protein binding. Lineage: Eukaryota; Viridiplantae; Streptophyta; Magnoliopsida; Lamiales; Lamiaceae. Bases 248 to 2005 code for a protein of 585 amino acids. The record is from RefSeq and is a predicted model, not a curated record. The transcript has 7 exons.